This is a messenger RNA of Acanthopagrus latus (yellowfin seabream), 3082 nucleotides long. RefSeq lists its product as uncharacterized. Lineage: Eukaryota; Metazoa; Chordata; Actinopteri; Spariformes; Sparidae. Gene Ontology annotation, biological process: protein dephosphorylation; cilium assembly. Bases 190 to 2088 code for a protein of 632 amino acids. The transcript has 12 exons. Gene Ontology annotation, molecular function: protein tyrosine/serine/threonine phosphatase activity. The record is from RefSeq and is a predicted model, not a curated record.
GUCUCAUGCAUGAUAGGAAAAUGAUUACGGCAGUGCAAUUAUAACAGCACACAGCUACAAAACCUGUCAGUUUAAGGAGGUGCAUCUUUUUCAUGGGCAAGAAGGAGACAGGAAGAUGCCAGUGGGUCCAGCUGGGGUAUAGUGCUGUUGAUAGCUCAGGGUAAUCGAGGGGGUUUCUCCUGGUGCAGGAUGAUGCCGACCCUGUCCUCACACAUACCAGUUCCACGACCCUCCUACACCCAGGCCAGGGAGAACCUGGUGAAGGCGAUCCCCCCCAAGCUCCUCUGUCUGCUGGCCUGUGGAGGAAAAGACUGUCGCUAUGAAGGACCCGAGUGCUGGAAAUUAAACCAGCAGGUCAUUCGAGGCCUUUUCUCAUCCUGGGUGACAGAUGACAUUAUUGCCAUGGCACGACCAUCCACUUUUCUGAUUGAGAAGUACAACAUCAUAGAACAGUUUCAGAGGUUGAACGUCAGAUCGAUCAUCAACAUGCAGCUUCCAGGAGAGCAUGCUCACUGUGGACCGCCCCUUGUCCCUGGAAGUGGUUUCACAUACUCUCCACAGAUAUUCAUGGACAAUGACAUUUACUUCUACAACUUCGGGAUGCCAGAUUUUGGUGUCACCUCUCUCGUUGGUUUAAUCGAUGGGGUGAAGGUUUUGGCCUUUGCAGUGAGUGAAGGAAGAGUGGCGGUGCACUGCCACGCAGGCCUGGGCAGGACAGGCGUGCUGAUCGCCUGUUACUUGGUCUUCACCCUGCGGAUCAGCCCGAGUGAGGCCGUCCACUACGUGCGGAUUAAACGUCCUCGCUCUAUCCAAACCCGCGCACAGAUCAGCCAGGUAUUUGACUUUGCCCGCUUGCUCGGUACACAACUGGUCCAGUACCCAGACCUGAACCUGCGGCACGGAGCCCCUUUCACUCUGCAGCACUACCUGAACCGACAGGCACUGCUGCUGCAUGGUCAGGAGGCACGCACCCUCAGACACACACCCAAGGUGGUGUACCUCCUGUGUGCGUGUCUCUCCUGCCUAGCCCUGGGUCUCCCUGCUCCUCCAGAGGUCAACGCCGAGCUGGAGAGGAGGUCAGCACUGAAGACCCUGAGCAUGACCGUCAGGGAGACCCUGGUGGCCAAACAGUACCUGCCCUUACUGAGGGAGGGUCGUAAAGGCUCAUGGGCGGGUUCAGGAUCGGUGUCUUCCUGGGACGAGCCGCUGGGGUUCUUGGAGAGGAAGAGAGAGGUGCUGCUGGACAAACGCAGCUACAGCGACUCUGACCUCAGCAAGAUCGCAGUGCAGGAGGAUCAGGAGUUGAGUCCAUAUUGCAUCUCUGCCCUUGGAAAUGAGAAGCACUGGUGUGUGCAGGAUCUGAUUCGACCUGAUCUGAGACCAGUCAGUCCGGUCCUUGCUCCGCUUUCACCGGGCCAUCGGACUGCCAAUAAGGAAUCUCGCACACUCAUCACAAACAUCCCAAUACCAGGCAUGAGAACAAGCAACAACUGUGCUAAGAGGUCGAAGUGCACGGCUAUAAAGGCCCUUCAUAAAUACAGCUCCAACAUGGAGUUGUGCAGAAAUCCACAUAAUCCAGGCCCAACCUCAGUCGCCAGGGCUGUUGCCAAGGCAAUGGCAGACCAAGGUCCUCCAGGAGAGACUGUUCUGCAAAGAUCGGCUCUGCUGCAGGAGGAACUGAACAGUAGCGACUGUGGCUGGGCUCUGCUGGUCACCGAGUCAGAUCCUCAUGUUCUCAGCUGUCUGUUGUGGGCCUGGCUGGACAGGUUACGGGAGCCUGUUCUGAGUGCAGAGGAUGUAGACAGGUUGAGUUGUGCAGCAAACACUAGGAAGCCUCUCAAUGUCCUCAAGAAGCCACAGAGACACACCAUCUAUUGUCUACUGAGCUGUGUGAGCACGGUGACCAGCCUGUGUCCUCACAGGGAGGAGGCUGUGCUCCAACGACUGAUGCGGACACUUACAAGGCGCCCCCAAGAGGACAUGGCAAGUCUUGGGUCCUUGAUGAAGGUCCUGAAGACGAGUAUGAGAGAAACCUUCCACAACUACAGAAACCUCACGAGGACCUGCAGCACCACUGCAACACUCUGAAGAGCAGCGUCCACACCCGAGCGAAAAAACAAACACACAGCGGUUUCAAACCUGGUGGUGUCUCAUCCUGGGGAAAAAUGAGACGUGUAACAGGCCUUUUUGGUGGAAGACAUUUUAACAUGUGAGGGUAGGUAAAGGAAAUGAUACAAAGGAAUGAGGCCUGACAGAUAUUUAUUUAUUUUGUGAUUGCUAACAUAUGUUGGUAAAGCAUCAUCACACAGUCUGCAGAAACAGCAGCUGGACUGUGUAAUGUUCUUCAUUGCUCUCAGACAAAAUGCAUUCAGUGGCCACAUGUUCCAAACACCAUGAACACUGUUCUUCUUCAGACACCACCACACGCAAAACGCACCAUAUUUGCAGCACAAUUUUCAAAUGCUAACAUGCUGUUUUCAAAACAGAAUUUUAUAUAUUGAAAUAGAUAGAAAAUGAGCUGCUCAGCUAAAAGCCUGUUCAGUUGUCCUGUUUUUAGCUUGUAGAGAUGGAGGACUAGAAACCUUCACAGUACUGGUCUGUAUGAGUGUUUACAUGUUGUUGAUGUUUUUUUUGUUUUUUUUUGUAAGACCACCAAAUUUCACUCAUUUGUUUUUGUUUCAACAUUUUAUGUUUCAUAUGUCAAUGACUAUAUGUAAAGAUGUAGAUAAAAAUAAAGGAUAAUGAGGCAAAUUGCUGAUUUCUUCUGAGUCAUUCUUGUCACAUAUACAUCAGUUUUAAGCUCCAUGAAAAGUUUUGUUACAAAAGUCAGUCCUGUUUGGAGAGUGAUCCCUUUCUGUACCACCUCAUAUUGGAACCUGAAUGCAUCCUUGAAACCACAAUAAUAUAAGCACUGAGUUUUAAAAAACCUACUAAAGUGUCACUUAUACCAUGGCCCAGUCCUUAAACUUGAAAUAAAGACCCAAAAAUAAGAAUUCCGUAAUGACUCUGCUGUGAACUGUCAGCUAAAACCUUUUGUUUGAUCAGCAUUAGCAGAUAAGAUCCAGUGAGUUUGUCCACAGUG